CCUUCCUCAUGCUUAGAAAAGGAGGAGGCACAACUUCGCACAGACAGUACGCGGUCAGCCAGCAAGACGAGACAAAAUCAUGGCCUCAAAGAUUUGGCACAUUCUUCUAGAACAAAGGCUCCUUCUUCUGCUUCAUCUAGCUGUGGUGAUAACCAGACUCGGGUCAGCUGAUGCUGGGAAUUCUCCGAUUGUGUAUGAUGGGUUGGUUGGAGGAAAUGUCACCUUCUACUGCCCUGUAGCACAAGAAUCGCAACUGGAGUUUCUGUACUUUCAAAAAGUUGUUGAUGGAAAGUCCGUUUUCCUUAAUGGAUAUCAUUCAAAACCUCUUAUAAAUCAACUUCCAAACACAGAAAUGGAUCAAAACCACACAAUGAUGCACAUCUACAGACUAAACCUAUCUGACAGUGGGGAAUACCAAUGUUAUUAUAGGUAUAAAAAUGCUGCAAGUGGCGAUCUCUACGAGGUCCAGAUUUAUCUUAAUGUCACAGCUCUCUUCAGUAAGCCUGAAACCUCAGUCAGAUGUAGAGAAGAAAGCGGCGUCCCAUCGGACUGUAAUGUGACAUGCCACUCACAUAAUGGGUUAUCAGGAAAACGGAUGGAGUGGAAUGUUCCUGGAAACGUCAACAGGGAAAUGUGGAGGGUUCUCCUUAACGAUGAAAGUCCUUCCAGAGACGAGUUGGUUAGCAUCUCCAGCACUGCGAAUUUUAACUGCUCUGUUGGUGAAGUGAAGGUGUCCUGCUCCGUGGACACGUUCACCUCAGAGAUCGUCUCAGCAUGUUCUUCUAAGUUCCCUCCUGAUCCGCCUUACAACUUCAGUUCUGCUGUGAUAGCUGCAACUGUUAUUUGUUCGGUUUUUUUGUUUGGCCCGCUUUUGUUUUGGUGCUUGAAGAACAGAACAGGUACUGACAAAGGGUCAGUAGAACAAAACAUUGUUGAGGAGGUCAUAGUUCUACAGCCAAUGGGAUCAUGAAUAUCUACAAGAACAUUUGAACUGCAGCUCAAACAUCCUGGAAUACAGGACCUAAGCUAUUUGUCAGUCAAACGCACAUGUGACCUAAAGCCGGUGCACGAAUGCCCACCGAGCCUUUGACUCAUCAGGGAGUGACAGUAGGGCAUCUCAGCAGAAGGAAGUAUUUACAUUUAACUGGUGAAAUUGUGUGUCCUCAAACAAAAGUGGUCAACUUUCCAAAGAAAUGACAUUUCCGAUGGGGCGUGGUUCAUUGUGAUCUGAGCGCACAAUGCAAAAGAACGUCGAAUGGGAACCUCUACCAAAGACGAGAAGUAAAACUGAACCUCAUGAAGUCUCCUCUGUUGCACUGAGCUUUGCUGGAAUGACUGCUCUACAUUCACACUUGCAGAUCUGGUUUUGAAUGUGCUGAUGUCUCAGUACUCUUCAGUGGAUAUUUUAUAAUAUUAUAAAUCAUUCUACAAAAAGGAAAAAAAAAAACAUAUUUUUUUUUUUUAUAAAAAGGUUGUGUUUGUACCAGCAAGACUAGUAGACUGAAGGAACUGUUCAUGGCUUGAUGUCAGCAUUUUGUGUGCACAGUUAUGUGCACUUUGACGUCAUGGUAUCAGUUCCAGUAAAGUGCAAUAUUUAUAGAAUGAGAACUUUUUUUCUUUUUAAGUAAACUUUGAGAUUAUCGCGUCUUCCCGUUUUUAUGUAAAAGAAAGUAACCAUGUUGGACUAUCAUGAGAUAUUUAAGUUAUUGUGUCUCUCUUUUUUAUGAUGUACAAUGUAAUGUUUACUCUGUUUACGCAGUUAGGGGAGAGGAGCUGUCUGGUUUUCCCCUUUGCUCUGAGUUACCAGACAGCUUCAAAAAGCUGCUUUCAUUUCCCUAAAAUUUGCAUCACAGUUCUCUUCAGGGACACUUCUGUUUUUUUUUGUUUUUUUUCUUUGUUUUUUAAUAUGAGAUUUUUUUUGUAUCGACAUUUGUAAGAAAACAAAUAAACUCUGUAUUUAAAUUUUAAUAAUGCUGGGGAAACAAAUGUUGUACCUUGUCUGCAGAUGUCUGUAUUUAAAUCAUUUUGAAUUUUGAGAGAAAAACUGUGCACACUGUUCUGACACUAAAGAGGUUACUGUGGUGCCACAAUAAAAAAAAUAAAUAAUCUGUGAUCUUAUGUAACCUAACUAGAUGAUUUAGAGCAUAACUGUGAAGCAUAAUGAACAUAUUACAUGGUUAGAAAGCAAAUAAAAAUAUGAAAUGUGUCAUA
Molecule: messenger RNA, 2211 nt
Organism: Poecilia latipinna (sailfin molly)
Lineage: Eukaryota; Metazoa; Chordata; Actinopteri; Cyprinodontiformes; Poeciliidae
Exons: 8
Coding region: 80-970 (296 amino acids)
Biological process (GO): cell surface receptor signaling pathway; immune response; cellular response to lipopolysaccharide
Cellular component (GO): external side of plasma membrane
Source: RefSeq, a predicted model, not a curated record